Rubroshorea leprosula is the source of this 1843-nucleotide messenger RNA. Lineage: Eukaryota; Viridiplantae; Streptophyta; Magnoliopsida; Malvales; Dipterocarpaceae. The record is from the annotation of a GenBank genome assembly.
GUCUCUCUUUUUAAUUGCCAUUAGGAAACCCUUCGAAAUCAACAAUAACAGCAAAACCCAUUAAUUCCUUCAUACAUUCUUCUCUCUAUUUAGUAUUUUAUUUACCCCCAAAUUUUCAAACCGCACUUUCGACUCUCUUCUCUCCAUCUUCUUCCUCUUCUUCUUCUUCUUCUUCAUUUCAUAGGUCAGUCAGAUUCUUUCUCUCAGCUUUGUUUGUUUCUCGAGAAAGUGCAGAACAGCUUACCGGAUUUUGACAUUGAAGUUAACCUUGAAAUUGGUUGCAUAAAAAUUUAGUGAAGACAUUGCUUGAUUAUCAGAAACUAUAUGGCAAUGUCUUCAGCAAGCAAGGCCGAUAGGAAGGCAACUCUAGAUGCAGCCUCAUGGUUUUUCAAUGUUGUCACAUCUGUUGGUAUAAUCAUGGUCAAUAAAGCAUUGAUGGCUUCUCAUGGCUUCAGCUUUGCUACCACAUUAACUGGUUUGCAUUUUGCAACAACAACCUUGUUGACUAGUCUUCUUAGAUGGCUGGGGUAUAUUCAUGACUCCCAUCUACCAUUAUCUGAGCUUCUCAAAUUUGUCUUGUUUGCCAAUUUCUCCAUUGUUGGAAUGAAUGUGAGUUUAAUGUGGAAUUCUGUGGGUUUCUAUCAGAUAGCAAAACUGAGCAUGAUCCCUGUAUCUUGUCUUCUGGAAGUUAUCUUUGACAAGGUUCGAUACUCAAGGGACACAAAGCUUAGCAUAUUAGUAGUGCUUGUUGGAGUUGCAGUCUGCACUGUGACAGAUGUGAGUGUCAACUUCAAGGGUUUUUUAGCUGCUGUAAUAGCUGUUUGGAGCACUGCUCUGCAGCAGUAUUAUGUACAUUUUCUUCAACGGAAGCAUUCAUUGGGAUCUUUUGACCUAUUGGGACAUACUGCUCCUGUGCAAGCUGCAAGCCUGCUGUUAUGUGGUCCUUUUGUGGAUUUUUGGCUGACCAACAAAGGAGUUUAUGCCUAUGAUUAUACUAUUAUAUCAGUGUUCUUCAUUGUCCUGUCGUGCACCAUUGCAGUUGGAACCAACCUCAGCCAGUUCAUCUGCAUUGGGAGAUUUACAGCAGUGUCAUUCCAAGUGCUUGGCCACAUGAAGACUAUCCUUGUCUUGAUUCUAGGAUUCACUUUCUUUGGGAAAGAGGGUCUCAACCUACACGUAGUCCUGGGUAUGGUCAUUGCAAUUGUGGGAAUGAUCUGGUAUGGAAACGCUUCAUCCAAGCCAGGAGGCAAAGAGCGUAUCAUCUAUUCAGUUCCAAGCAACAAGGCACAAAAAGAGGAUGGGUUUUCAGAACCGACAGAGGCCGAUGAAAAGGUCUAGAAAUUCAAAUUCGGUAAAGAAAAGGGCAAAGGAUACACAGAAGAAACAGAAUGCACGCCAUAGAAUCAAGCUGAUUCCAAGAAUUUCUUUAUACAUAGAGAGUCAUGAUCAUAGACUAAUCUAUCUUUUUUCUUCACUUAUUUAUUCAUUUUCAAGUCUUUGAGAUCUUUCUGGGAAAGAUGCUAUUGAGAGAGAGCAACUUCCUCAUAAAAAUUGCUUUGUUUCAAAAAUAAGAUCUUUAUAGUAAUUUAUUUCCUUGAACCAUUCAACCCCAACUUGUUCCUUCAUAACAUUCCCUCUCUCUUAUCUGUAGAUAUGGCAGGUACAUGUUAUGAAGGCCUGAAAAGCACUUGGGGUGAUCAUAUGAACUGGGCUUGUUUCUUUUCUUUGUGUCCAAUUAUUUAUUUUCGGCCCUUAUCCUGUCGGAACCCAUUAAGUGUCUGUUUGUUUGCUCUGGUCUCUGGGAAGUUGGAUCCUGGAUCUAUUGCUGUCUAUGAACAUUAAU